Drosophila nasuta is the source of this 1706-nucleotide messenger RNA. It is a transcript of the gene Arl6, whose product is annotated as ADP ribosylation factor-like 6. The coding region runs from base 833 to 1501 and encodes 222 amino acids. The transcript is spliced from 4 exons. Gene Ontology annotation, molecular function: GTPase activity; GTP binding. The record is from RefSeq and is a predicted model, not a curated record. NCBI's taxonomy places the organism in Eukaryota, Metazoa, Arthropoda, Insecta, Diptera, Drosophilidae.
AAACACCUGUCGUUUUAUAAUGUAGAUUUUCCAGGUGCACCGGGUGAUAUUCCGUUGAUAUGGCUCGCAAGGUCACCCAGAUAAUUGAAGCCGGUAAUAGAAAUUGAGUAAAACAAGAAUAGAAUUACAGGCGAUUGGUUCACCAACAAUUUUGUUGUUACCUUCAAUAUUUUUUUAUUUUUAUGAAAACUGCCCUUUAUAUAAAAUUGUCUUAUAAGCACUAUAAAUAUAAUAUUAGAGCAAAUAAUCGCAAAAGCUGCUUACACAAUGAAAUAGUUGACGACCUAUUUUGGGACUUUCACCCAUAUUAAGUUUUGAGAAGAUGCAAGAAAUUAUAAAAGAGGUAACAAAGGCGGCGUUUACACCAGAUCUAUGGUAUUUCUAUAAUCGAAUAAUUGAGGCAGAUAAUUACAGUAGUGAAAGUGCAGAGCAAUAAGAGAAAGAUGUUGAUAUCGUUUGAAAAUUUAAAUUAUAUUUGUAUUGUAGUUAAUAAACUUGAUAUAUUUGUGGUUUGUCGAUCGUCAAUUGUAUGCAUGUAUUUAUAGAAUUUUAUAAAAAAUUUCUUAAUCAUAAAGAAAGCAUUGUUAUUACCCACGACAAAAACAAUGGAAGUUCUAUAUAAAAAAAUACAACAAAAAAUAAUGAAACUAAUGGUGCAAUAACACAAGAUAAAUGUACAUUAUAUAUAAAGCCGUCAGUUCGAAUAUUAUAUUAUCUAAUAAAUAAACGUACAAACAAUAUAGCCGAAGUCCAAGCUAGAGAAUUAUCUUAAAAUUUAAAUUUUAUUUGUGUUGAUUUGUCGACCGUCGUAUAUACUGCGAGGGAAUACGACAUGGGAAUGCUUAAUAAUUUGGCAGAUUUAAUCAAAGUGAAGAAGGAUAAAAUGACAAUAUUGGUGCUGGGCCUAAAUAACAGUGGCAAAUCGACAAUAGUGAAUCACUUCAAGAAAUCAAAUGAACAGUCUGCAAUAAUGGUGCCAACAGUUGGCUUUCUGGUCGAACAAUUUUACACCAUGGGAGUGAGUAUUAAGGCUAUGGAUAUGUCCGGCGCUACACGCUACAGAAAUCUUUGGGAACACCAAUUCAAGAACUGUCAAGGCAUUAUUUACGUUAUUGACUCCAGUGACAGAAUGCGAUUCGUUGUUGUUAAAGACGAACUAGAUAUCGUGCUACAGCAUCCAGAUCUUUGCAAUCGCACAGUCCCCAUACUUUUCUAUGGCAACAAAUCAGAUCUCGAGGAUUCGCUGUCCAAUGUCAAAAUUGCUGCAGGUAUGUUGUUUAGCUGUGUACAAAUGGAUUUCAUGCUGAAUUCAACGCGUUACAUUUUAGCUUUGGGAUUGGAUAAUAUCAAGGACAAACCUUGGCACAUCUGCUCCAGCAACGCCAUCUCUGGCGAAGGCUUGGACGAGGGAGUUCAGUGGUUGGUGCAACAAAUUCGCUUCGCAGUGCUAAGCCAUAGAAAGGGCAGCAAGUCCAAGAAUAACGCCAAGAGCAAUAAAUAAAAUACUUAAUGUUUGUGUAAACUUUCAACUUAAACUUGUAGUUUUUCAUUAAUUUUGACCGAUGCGCCGGCGGCUUUAUUAUAGAAUUCAUCUUAUAAAAACACCCAGUUGAAUGUGAGCUUAUUUCUUGCUGUUCAGGAUGAUACCAUCGUAUUUCUGUUGGAACCAUUUCAUGGCAUCCUCCUUCGUCAGACGGUGAGGGAAG